AUGAUAAUUAACUUAAAGGGCAUGGAGAAAAGGGAAUAUGGGCAAGAGGAGUUACGAGACAACUUGACCAUCAGUGUGAUGAGUUUCGUACCCACUCUAGAUGAUGAUGGAAAGCCCAUCACCUGUCGGGCGGAAAAUCCAAACGUAACCAACCUUUUUCUUGAGACAACAUGGACUAUAAGUGUCGUAUAUCCACCCGUGGUGAAAUUAAGAUUAGGCAGUUCGCUGGCUGCAAGUGACAUAAAGGAAGGUGAUGAUGUGUACUUCGAGUGUCAUGUACGAGCCAAUCCAAUGGUACGGAAACUGUCAUGGCUUCAUGAUGUGAGUAAUUUGAUAUUUUCAUAA
Molecule: messenger RNA, 345 nt
Organism: Pieris macdunnoughi
Lineage: Eukaryota; Metazoa; Arthropoda; Insecta; Lepidoptera; Pieridae
Source: the annotation of a GenBank genome assembly